Messenger RNA from Phytophthora infestans T30-4, 1268 nucleotides. RefSeq names its product ras-like GTP-binding protein. The record is from RefSeq and is a predicted model, not a curated record. Lineage: Eukaryota; Oomycota; Peronosporomycetes; Peronosporales; Peronosporaceae. Bases 1 to 1119 code for a protein of 372 amino acids. Gene Ontology annotation, molecular function: GTP binding; GTPase activity. The transcript is spliced from 9 exons. Gene Ontology annotation, cellular component: Gtr1-Gtr2 GTPase complex; nucleus; lysosome. Gene Ontology annotation, biological process: cellular response to starvation; cellular response to amino acid stimulus; regulation of autophagy.
AUGGAGCUGGGGUGGGAGAAUUCAUACUCGGAAGGCUACGGCGUGAGCCAAGGUAGCUACGGCGAUGAGGCGACGGCUUUGACUGGCGAAAACAAGCCUCGCAUCUUGCUCAUGGGCCUGCGCAGGAGUGGCAAGUCGAGUAUCCAGCGCGUGGUGUUUCACAAGAUGUCGCCGCAUGAGACGCUCUUCCUAGAGGGCACCAACAGCCUCGACAUCAAGUACAUUGCCAAUAAUUCCUUCGUGCAGUUCCAGAUCUGGGACUUUCCUGGAGACUACGACUUCAAAGGUGGCUCAAAACUGACGAGAGGUAGAAGAGUGCUGGUGGUGUAUGCAGAGGACCUGGUGUACGGCGGUCAGCUCGUGAACGAGGAAAUGAUCUUCAGCAACUGUGGCUCCAUCGUCUUCGUCAUUGAUGCGCAAGACGAGCCUUACGCAGAGGCACUGGCGCGUCUGCACGACACGGUCACACGUGCGCACAGAUACAACCCGGACAUCCUGUUCGAAGUGUUCAUCCACAAGGUGGACGGUGACCUUUUUCUCUCGGACGACCACAAAAUCGACUGCCAGCGCGAGAUCCAGCAGCAGAUCAUGGACGAAAUCAACGACGGAGAGCUGGACAUCCACAUGAGCUUCUACCUCACCAGUAUCUACGACCACUCGAUCUUUGAGGCGUUCAGUAAAGUCGUGCAGAAGCUGAUUCCGCAGCUGCCGACGCUGGAGAAUCUUCUCAACAUCCUCAUCACGAGCUGCAACAUGGAGAAGUCGUUCCUGUUUGACGUCGUGAGCAAGGUCUACAUUGCGACGGACAGUAACCCUGUCGACAUGCAGUCGUACGAGCUGUGUAGCGACAUGAUCGAUGUCGUCAUCGACGUCUCCUGCAUCUACGGUAUGAAAGACGACGGGGAGGGCGAUGGCCUGGCGUAUGAUUCCAAGUCUUCGUCGGUGAUCAAGCUCAACAACGGAAUGGUUCUGUACCUCCGUGAAGUGAACAACUAUCUGGCUCUAGUGUGUUUGCUGCGUGCCGAAAAUUUUAUGAAGCAAGGAAUUAUCGACUACAACAUCGACUGCUUCAAGUCAGCCAUUGGCGAUGUGUUCAAGGCACCGAAAGCGAUCGAGUAGAUUGGUUUACGCUGCAAUUAAGCACACAGAGUAGCUUUAUUGCUGCUAAAGCCACUUUAGUAGUACAAAGUACUGUAUGUUUACGACGCCAAUACGUAGUGGGGAAAAUUAAACAGCAGAAAAUGUCGCUCAAUGUUAAACAAUAUCCA